AGCCUGUUGGCUUCACUCAGCUCGCUGAGCUUGAGCGCCGCUCGUCCGAGGUGUACGAAGAGUCGAUUGCGAUGCUGGCGAUCGUGAACUGACAAAUGCAGCGGCAAUCCCACGAUGCCAAUUCCUCACACCCGCCGUUAAGCCCACCGCCGUACGAUGCUUCUCCUCGACUCCCGCACAUCAGAACUGGCUCGCGCCUAAAGCGGGAGAAUCUCGCAAGUCGCGAAAGGGUCGCUGCCGAGUGCCCACCGGUGGCUCCAUGCGCGGAACCACCGUUGUCUGGGGCGAGUACGGCCUGCGUAUGCGCGACCACGACCGCCGAAUCUCUGCACAUCAACUCAAAAUCGCCGAAGACACGAUCCGCAAGAGGCUCAGGGGUAUGAAGUUCCGCAUGUACAUGCGUAUUGCGGCCAACAUUGGUGUGUACACGUCCGGAAACGACGUGCGUAUGGGAAAGGGAAAGGGUAGCUUCGACAGGUGGACCGCGAGGGUCGCCGUGUCAAAGAUCAUAUUUGAGAUCAAGGGCGACCUGCACGAGCAGGUUGUCAGGGAUGCUUUCAGGCUGGCAGGCAAUAAGCUGCCUGGACUGUACGAAUUCGUCAAGAAGGGCGAUGCGCCGGUCAUGGGCAUUACCAAGCUCGCGAACGGUAUCACAGAGGAGGACCUCAAGAGGCCGAGGAAGCUGUUGCCUCUCGAGCAGCAGGCGGCGAGGAUCCCGGCUGCGGCAAACCAGCCCUCGGCGCCUUUGUAAAGAGGUGUAUCACGCCAUGUGCUAUGUACGUUUGUAAUUAUACCAUCCUGAGCAUCGAAGCUGGACGUCAAAUUCAUAACCUAUCAACAAGCCGCAUGACACUACAGCACUCAACUUCAGAUCAUUACCGCAUUCAACUUCAAAUUAUUACAGUAUUCAAAGUCAGAUCGUUACAGCAUUUAACUUCAGAUCAUUGUCAUCGUAAGUAUCUGUGUUGCAUCAGAGCUGAUGGAGUGCAGGCACGAGAGUCACUCUUGCACUGCUCAAUAUAAGUUUGGAGAUGCGCCGCUCAUGUAAGGAGCAGUGCGACGCUUCUCUCUGGUCGACCUAUUACGCCGCGCCAAGCGUGGAACCUUCAUAACGAAAAUAG
Molecule: messenger RNA, 1121 nt
Organism: Didymella exigua CBS 183.55
Lineage: Eukaryota; Fungi; Ascomycota; Dothideomycetes; Pleosporales; Didymellaceae
Product: ribosomal protein L16
Exons: 2
Coding region: 260-751 (163 amino acids)
Biological process (GO): mitochondrial translation
Cellular component (GO): ribosome; mitochondrial large ribosomal subunit
Molecular function (GO): structural constituent of ribosome; rRNA binding
Source: RefSeq, a predicted model, not a curated record